CUUCUUGAGGUGCUUCCAGAUUUUGGUUACAGCCUAGAAGAGUUCGUGCAUCUCAUAGUUCCAGCUAUUGCUCGUCUCAUUGACGUCUCCGAGGAUGCUGCUAGCCUCCAUCUCGUACUUGCUACCGCCGCUUCUGCGCCACCAACAAGUAUUGACACUAUAACUUUGUCUAGAGAACUUAUCUAUGGUGGAGGGAGCAGCGGAUACGUCGGCGCAGGUGGAGCACAAGAGGAUAAUUUUAUGCUUCACAACGAUACCGGUGGGCAUUCAACCUCUUCUGACAGUUUUGAAUUAGCCAAUGUACUCGAAGGUCUUGCUGAUCCCUCAGAUGCAGGCUUGCUCGGAAUCUCUUUUGUCCUUCCCGGUGCGCUGGCUCAGUCCACUGCCGUCGCAGUGGCUGCUGCAGCAAACGGAAGCGCCUGUGCCACAUCGUCCAACACUGACGGGUCCGGAGGUGGAUCCGGCUAUGGUGGCACCAACAGUACUUCUUCCAGACUACCUGGCGGCUUGAUAGGCAGUUUGGCACUGCGGCGGGCCAGUCUUGAUUGCCUUGCUCGCCUUGCCGACCAACUAGGAUUAGAUGAUCACGCUGGCCGUAUUGUACAUCCUGUUUGCCGGUUGCUCAAUCUCUUAGCAACAUGUGCUGGGGCGUCCGCCGCUAGUCCAGCAUCUGUCUCUCUUGCAUCGGGUAGACGUAGUGGCACUAAUGUUGGUGGACAAACCGAUACAGCUGAUGGGCAUCAACCAUUGAAGUCCGAAUCUUCGACUGUUGGUGGCACAACUGCCAUCUCUGAUGGCCAACCCAUCAGCACUUCCAUCACCGCCAUCUCUGCUGGCACUAGUGGUGCCUCUGCUAUCGGAUCUUCAAUAGGCUCUAAUGCCGGUGUCGUGGCAGGAGUACCAAGCGGUCCUGCUGUCUUGGCCUCAUUAGGAAGCUUGGCUAGCCUGUCGGAGGCUGCGGUACAAUCACUUGCCAGACUACAGGGACCAGCACUCGAGCUGCUGACUAUUCUGCUCUGCCGGAUGGGCCAAAGAUUCAAACUAUUCCUCCCUGUUGUACAGAAGACCUUAAGUCGGCUCACGGUUCCGCAGAAGCGCUUCUACGCAGUUCUGAGCAGAGUAUGUACCUUAUCUUCUGUACAUUUUUUAAAUAAACCUCAACAAUUCGGUUUCUGUUGUUUAGGUGGAGUGUUCUGUGCAUUAGCUCUGAUAAUUUCUUAA
This is a messenger RNA of Protopolystoma xenopodis, 1221 nucleotides long. The record is from the annotation of a GenBank genome assembly. Lineage: Eukaryota; Metazoa; Platyhelminthes; Monogenea; Polystomatidea; Polystomatidae.